GUCAUUGGACGGGCCUUGGAAGGCGAGGGAGACGGAGCCUCCUCAGCGCUAGCGAGAAGCGGACGGCCGUUCAGACGCGCGUUGCCAACCGGCUGGAAAGUAGAGAUGCGGAUGGACUGUGUGGACCGCGCCGUCUCCUGGCUUUUCCAGGUGAUCGGCGAGUACAUUGCUCGUUACCCGGGAUACUUUGUCAUCGUGCCUCUACUGGUAGCAGCAUGCUUAGCGACGGGACUUCAACGGAUGAUCUACGUGGACGACCCGGAGUACCUCUUCAGCCCCGUGAACGGCCGAUCUCACGACGAACGUAAGAUCGUCGAAGCGCUUUUCCCGCAGAACACGUCGAGGAACUUCGACAUAGGAAGGCAGACGAAACCCGAAAAGUUUGGCAGGCUCAUCGUGGUGACGAAAGAUGAGAGUAAUCUGCUUCGGCGCGAAAUCUGGGACGAGAUCAUGUUGUUGGACAGCAUCAUCAAGAACAUGACGGUGACAUGGGACGACGAUGUUUGGAGGUAUGAGCAGAUAUGUGCGCGAGACGGGCCCCUGUGUUAUCCGAAUGACCUGCUCGAUUUUUACCCCAUCAUCGAUGAGAUUGAGAACGGCAGCUUUAAGUUGGAGUAUCCGCUGCGGAUUGACAGGGCUAGGCAGAAGGUGUACUUUACUGGUGCUCUUAUGGGUGGCAUUGUGCCCGAUGGUAACGGAUACAUCAAGUCUGCCAAAGCUAUGGCUUUGUUCUACUACCUCGACACGUCGAGCAGGAAGGCGAACUUGCGAUCGCAGGCAUGGGAGUACGCCUUCCUGGAUCUUAUGGAGACACUCCAACUGGAACACCUGCGAAUGGCCUGGUUCACGUCCCGAUCGUUAGCCGAAGAAUUGGAGAAGAACACGACGACUGUGACUCCCUUCUUCAGCAUUACUGUUGUGAUCAUGUUGCUGUUUACAGUGUCUACGUGUGUGAUGUCGGACGCGGUGCGCAGCAAACCAUGGCUUGGGAUUCUGGGCUGCAUCUCGGCUGGGGUGUCAGUCAUUGCUGGCUUUGGCCUGGUAAUCUACAUGGGUUUAGAGUUCAUCGGCAUAAACAUGGCCGCUCCGUUUCUCAUGCUGGGUAUUGGCAUGGAUGACACCUUCGUCCUCCUGGCCGCCUGGAGGCGAACGGACCCCCGGAAACCCGUCGUGGAACGGAUGGGCGAAACGUACAGGGAAGCUGCCGUCUCCAUCACCAUCACCUCGCUCACAAACUUCAUCUCCUUCUGCAUCGGAGCUAUUACUCCAUUUCCGUCGGUGAAGAUCUUCUGCAUCUACACUGCCGUAGCCGUGCUCUUCACCUACCUCUACCAGAUAACUUUCUUUGGAGGAUGCAUGGCGCUGUCUGGCUACGCUGAAGAGAAGAACCUCCAUGGGCUUCUAUGUUUUCCCACAAUGCCAAAGUCCCAAGCAAAAGGACGAUCGUGGCUGUUCCGUCUGCUAUGCACUGGAGGGACCAACCCUGACGACCCAGACAACCCGAUGGACAACAAGGAGCACGCCAUGAUGACCUUCUUCCGGGACACCUGGGGAGGAAUGCUCAGCUACCCCCCAACCAAGGCCCUUGUCAUCCUUUUGUUCCUUGUGUAUCUCGGCAUUGGACUCUGGGGUUGCACACAGGUCAAAGAAGGACUGGAACGCUACAAGCUCGCUAUGGACACAUCUUAUGCACGAGACUUCUUCAACACAGACGACAUGUACUUCCGUCAGUUUCCCCUUCGCAUUCACGUAGUCAUGAACAAGACCAUGGACUAUUGGGAUCCAGAAGUCUACAAUAAACUGGUCCAUAUCAUCGAAGAUUUUGAGAACAGUUCCUUCGUCCAGAACAGCGCACUCACUGAAUGCUGGUUCCGCGAGUUCCACAAGCAGGCCAAGCAAGGACCACUCAAGGGCUACUUCGCACAGUUUGACCUGACAGAUCAGCAUGACUAUAUUCAGGGCUUACGAUUCAUGCUCAGGUUUGCUCCAUUUUCCACUUUCGAGAAGGACAUCAAAUUCAACGCCAACUUCACAGCCAUCGAGGCCUCCAGGUGCAUCAUACAAGCGACCAACAUCACGGACGCUAACUUGGAGAAGGACAUGGUGUUGGACUUGAGACGCAUCGCAGACACCUACCCCGAUCAGAAGAUCACAGUCUUCCACACUCUGUUUGUCUUCUUCGACCAAUUCAUCCUGGUUCGCGAAACCUCAAUUCAGUCCAUUGGAGUGGCUGCUGCUGUUAUGAUGAUCAUUGCUCUUAUCUUCAUCCCGAGUGUGUCUUGCGCUCUUUGGGUCGCCUUCUCCAUCUGCUCUAUUGAAAUAGGUGUUAUCGGCUACAUGACCCUAUGGAAUGUCAACCUGGACUCCAUAUCUAUGAUUAACCUCAUCAUGUGCAUAGGUUUCUCUGUAGAUUACUCUGCACACAUCUCGUACGCUUACUUAUCGUCCGAUGGCUUAACUGCUAAUGAUAAGAUGAAGUGUGCUCUGCAUUCUCUGGGCAUGCCUAUCUUCCAGGGAAGUCUGUCCACCAUAUUGGGCAUCAUUAUCCUGGCCUUUGCACCUUCUUACAUCUUCCUGACCUUCUUCAAGACAGUCUUUCUAGUCAUCCUGUUUGGUGCCCUGCAUGGCAUCCUGCUCCUUCCUGUCCUGCUUUCUCUUUCCGAAUCCUUCUGCCGCAAGCAGAAGAAAGCGAUACUGACCCACCCGUUCUUCAUCCCGCCCCAUCCCAACGGCUGCAAGACACCUCCCCCGGUCAUACUGACGGCGGACUCGUACGGCCAACUCAGUAAAGACGUCAAACGCAAGCUGAGCGGCGAACCGACCACAGACAGUGUGGUCUGGCAACCGCCGGGCAGUCUCCCGGCGAAUGACAGCAGCAGCGAGCUCCUGCGUAACAUGACGUCGUACGGGGCGACGCUGAAGGGUGACCGGGACAACCCAGGGUACCAAGUGGACGAAGGUGAUGAGAGUGGUGAUGUGGUGCCAUCGAGGCUAUCUCCUCACUGCUGGCCUCCCACAGUGAACCCUGAAGAAAGAUGUCUUCACAGAAGGCAUAGUUCGAACGACAUGAAGGCACCAGCACCUAUGCGGUUGACGAAGCAGUACAGCGUUCCCUCGUGAGACAGAAGGCGAAGGGCUAGUCUACUACUACGCACUGGAUGGAUUUCUGUUGUACAGAUAGGACUAAAGGUGCUACGGCAGGAAUUCAGUGGUUGAAUAGUGAGUGGCUAGAUGGGUACCCAAGAGUUCCGAGACUGUAUCUAGUGUUCCUUCGAAGGACCUCGCCCUGGAAAUGAGUGGACUUAAGUGGCCCCGUGUGGCUGCGAGUUGAAUGGCAGUUGUUGAGUGUGAAUUAUACGGAUGAUGUUGUAAAAAAAAAUUAAGUGUUAUUUCUGGGAAUGACUGAAAGUGUCCUUAGCUCACCCGAGAGUCCUAGUUUAGGAUUCAAAUAUGGCAUUUUUUUCAAGUGCUUCGUGGGUUGCAGAGGCCACACUGGAAGAUAAAUUAAACUUCUGCUUUUGUAACGGUAGUUAUCAAGAAAAACGCCACCUUCGAGCAUUGGAAAAAGUACCACUUUUGAGUUCCCUAUCUAGGUACCUGUAUUUUGAUAUAUAAUAAAGUAAAAUAAGGUUCUCUGUGA
Molecule: messenger RNA, 3640 nt
Organism: Ornithodoros turicata
Lineage: Eukaryota; Metazoa; Arthropoda; Arachnida; Ixodida; Argasidae
Product: patched domain-containing protein 3-like
Exons: 5
Coding region: 106-3120 (1004 amino acids)
Cellular component (GO): cytoplasmic vesicle membrane; plasma membrane
Source: RefSeq, a predicted model, not a curated record